UCCGUCGCUCUUGGCUGCGAUGGGUCAGGGUGCUUCGGCGCUUCUGAUAGGCUAGGCCCACUACAUCCCAGGGUGCUUUGCGCCCCCGCUUCCUUUCUGAUCGGCCGUUCCGCUUUGAGGAGGGCCAUAGGCAGCCAUGGCGCCCAGCCGGAAUGGCAUGAUCUUGAAGCCUCACUUCCACAAGGACUGGCAGCGGCGUGUGGCCACGUGGUUCAACCAGCCAGCGCGGAAGAUCCGCAGGCGCAAGGCCCGACAAGCCAAAGCACGCCGCAUCGCUCCUCGCCCUGCAUCCGGACCUAUCCGGCCCAUAGUUCGGUGUCCCACAGUCCGUUAUCACACCAAAGUCCGAGCUGGCAGGGGUUUCAGUUUGGAAGAGCUGAGGGUGGCUGGCAUCCACAAAAAGGUGGCCCGGACCAUUGGGAUCUCCGUGGACCCGCGGAGGCGGAAUAAGUCCACCGAGUCCCUUCAAGCCAACGUGCAGCGGCUGAAGGAGUACCGCUCCAAGCUCAUCCUCUUCCCCCGGAAGCCCUCCGCCCCCAAGAAGGGAGACAGCUCUGCUGAGGAACUCAAACUGGCCACUCAGCUGACUGGACCGGUGAUGCCCAUACGAAAUGUCUACAAGAAGGAGAAAGCCCGGGCCAUCACACAGGAAGAGAAAGACUUCAAGGCAUUUGCCAGUCUCCGCAUGGCCCGCGCCAACGCCCGGCUCUUUGGGAUCCGUGCAAAGAGGGCCAAGGAGGCUGCAGAGCAGGAUGUGGAGAAGAAAAAGUAAACCUCUGUCAGAGACCUUUAAUAAAAGCAGUGAAACACG
Loxodonta africana (African savanna elephant) is the source of this 811-nucleotide messenger RNA. It is a transcript of the gene RPL13, whose product is annotated as ribosomal protein L13. Gene Ontology annotation, biological process: translation. The record is from RefSeq and is a predicted model, not a curated record. The coding region runs from base 137 to 772 and encodes 211 amino acids. Gene Ontology annotation, molecular function: structural constituent of ribosome; RNA binding. Lineage: Eukaryota; Metazoa; Chordata; Mammalia; Proboscidea; Elephantidae. Gene Ontology annotation, cellular component: ribosome; cytosolic large ribosomal subunit. The transcript is spliced from 6 exons.